AUGAAUAAUACAUUUAACUGUAUUUCUUGGAAUUGUCGUGGGGGUUUGUCUUUCUCUAGGAAGCAACGAAUUGUUCGUUCCAUGGUUACCAGGAACAAUCUAUCUAUUCUGGGUCUUAUUGAAACUAAGCAAGAGUCUUUUGAUGAUUUUUCUAUCCGUAGGCUAUGGCCUAAUCUGGAUUUUGAUUAUUGUUUUACUUCUUCUAUUGGUGCUUCGGGUGGUUUGGUGUGUAUUUGGAAUAAGGGUUUGAUUAUUCCUUUCAAUAUUUCCAAAGGCAGUAGGUGGAUUUGCUUGGAUUUUUUAUGGCGUUCUUCUCAUAUAGGAUUUAUUCUUAUUUAUGCUAGUAAUUGUUCUAGUGAAAGGGCUCUUUUUUGGAACGAAAUUAGCUCUCUAUUUAUUGAUGACAUUUGCUGUUUAUUGUUGGGUGAUUUUAAUGAGGUUCUUAUGCCGUCAGAAAGACUGAACUGCAGCAGAUUUACUACUUCAAUGCAUCAAUUUUCUGAAUUUAUUUUUGGUUCGAAUUUGCUAGAGUGCCCUCUGCAGGAUCGGUUUUUCACCUGGCAAAAAUCGAUUUCUAAAUUGAAGUUGGACAGAUGCUUUCUCUCUGGGAAUUUUGCAACAAUUUGGCCGAAUUAUUUCUUCUCUGCUCUUCCUAGGAGCAUUUCGGAUCAUGUGCCGCUUUUGUUUCGUUCUGAGGUUAUUAUUGACUGGGGCCUAAAACCGUUUAAAUCGAUAAAUGCCUGGUGGGAUCAUCCAGAUUUUUCUAGCUUUGUGUCUGAUUCUUGGACUGAAAUUGGUACUAAGAUUCGCUCAGGGUGUAUUGUUUUGAAGCUCCGCGAGCUGAGAGUUCUGAUUAAGGCAUGGAACCAUUCGUUUUUUGGCAACCUUAAUAGCAAGUUGGAUGACGUCCAUCAGUCCAUUCAUCGUCUUGAGGCUACUGCGGAUUUUGUGGAACUUUCAGAUGUAGACAGGUCUUCCCUUUCAUCCCUUCACUCUGAAAGUUUUAUUAUUUCCAAACAGCUUGAAUCUUUAUGGCAUCAAAAAUCUAGGAUGAAUUGGAAUUUGUAUGACUAUCAAGCAGCUUCUCUUACUGCUGGCUUUUCAGAGGAGGAAAUUUGCUUAACAGUCAUGGGUAGUGAUGAUAAUAAGGCUCCAGGUCCGGAUGGCUUUAAUUAUUUUUUCUAUAAGAAGGCAUGGAAGGCUAUGAAGUCGGAUAUCAUAGGCCUUUUUGAGAAUUUUCACAGGACAAGUUAUUUUCCUCCAGGUAUUAACACAGCAUUUCUGGUGCUUAUUCCUAAAGUUAAAGAGGCAAAUAAUAUUUCUGAUUUCCGUCCUAUUAAUCUGAUUAAUGGUCGGAAUACUCAUGACUGUCAUAUGAUUGCUACUGAGGUUAUUCACUUAGCUGCUAAACGCAGAGAUUCAAUUGUCCUUCUCAAAUUGGAUUUCAAAAAAGCUUUUGAUAGUAUUUCCUGGGACUUUAUUUUGAAGAUGUUAUCUAGAUUGAAUUUUGAUGAUACUUGGAUUAUGUGGAUGUCGUCUUUCUUCAAAUCUUCUCAGCUUUCGGUUCUUGUUAAUGGUAGCCCAACUAAGAAUUUUUGA
This is a messenger RNA of Mercurialis annua (annual mercury), 1599 nucleotides long. RefSeq lists its product as uncharacterized. Gene Ontology annotation, molecular function: catalytic activity. The coding region runs from base 1 to 1599 and encodes 532 amino acids. The record is from RefSeq and is a predicted model, not a curated record. Lineage: Eukaryota; Viridiplantae; Streptophyta; Magnoliopsida; Malpighiales; Euphorbiaceae. The transcript has 3 exons.